CUUCCAGGCUAGACAGGCAGGCCCAGAAGCCAGAUAGUCCAGGAACAGGCCCAGCACCAGGGACCCUGGAGAUGCUGCGGCUGCUUCUGCCCCUGCUGUGGACAGGGUCGCUUGGGAAGGAUCCAGGGUACAAACUUCAAGUGCCAGAAUCGGUGACGGUGCAGGAGAACCUGUGCGUCCACGUGCCCUGCACCGUGACCUACCCCCGAGUUGGCAGGUACAACUUGACCCCUGUUUAUGGCUACUGGUUCCUGAAAAAGAAUAAUCUCACAGAACUCAUGGCCACAAACAAGAAAAUCAAGAAAGUGAAAAAGAAGGCCAGAUUUUCAUUCUACUUCUCCGGGGGCCCUGGGGACAACAACUGCUCCCUGAGCAUCACAAACGCCCAGAGGAGCCACCGAGGAAAGUAUUACUUCCAACUGGAGAGAGGUCUUGUGAACCACAGUUACUCAAGUAACCUCGUCAUGGUGGACGUGACAGAGCUGACACAGAUCCCCGACAUCCGCGUCAAGGAGCCCCUGGAGUCGGGCUGCCCCGCCUACCUGACGUGCUCCAUGCCCGGGGCCUGCGAGCCCCUCACCAUCACCUGGACGGGGGCUGUCCUCAGACCCCUGGGGCGGGACCAGGCGGCCUAUAACUCCUCGGAGAUCCUGCUCACCCCUCGCCCGCAGGACCACGGCACCAACCUCACCUGUCGGGUCACCUUCCCCAGGACUAGUGUGAGCAGGGAGAGGACCCUCACGCUCAACGUGUCCUACGCUCCACGGAACCUGACCAUCAGCGUCUUCCGAGGAAGCCCCAGAGAACUGGAACACGUGGGGAACGGCUCAUCUCUUCCAGUCCGGGAGGGGGACUCGCUGCGCCUGCUCUGCGUCGCGGACAGCAACCCUCCCGCCACACUGAGCUGGGCCCGGGGCAGCCGGACCCUGAGCCCCUCCCAGCCCUGGAACCCGGGGGUCCUGCAGCUGUCCCGGGUGGAGUCGGGGCACGAAGGCGAAUUCUCCUGCCGAGCUCAGCACCCGCGGGGCUCUCUGCGAGUCUCCCUGCAUCUCUCGGUGCACUACCCCCCACGGCUGCUCGGACACUCCUGCGCCUGGGAAGACGAGGGUCUGCGCUGCAGCUGUUCCUCCCGAGCCGAGCCGGCCCCCUCGCUGCGCUGGCGGCUGGGGGAGAGGCUGUUGGAGGGGAACCCCAGCACCGCCUCCUACACUAUCACUUCCAGCUCCGCGGGGCCCUGGGCCAACAGCUCCCUGAGCCUCCGCGCGGGGCUCAGCGCUGGCCUCAGGCUCAGCUGCGAGGCUGAGAAUGUCCACGGGGCCCAGAGCGCCAGCGUCCUGCUGCUGCUGCUGCCAGGGAAGCCCGAGCUGGGGAAACCAUUCCUCCUGGGGGCUGCCGGGGGAGCCGGCGUCGCUGGCCUGCUCAGUCUCUGCCUCUGUUUCAUCUUCUUCAAAGUGAAGACCCGCAGGAAGGACAUGCCUGAGGCUGCAGCUGGUGGGACGGAUGCCCCCUCCCUGCGGGGUCCCACCUCCCGGGGUUACCAGCGUAAGUGCCCACCAGGCAGCCGCAGAGACCACUCGGCCCCGGCGGCGGCCACGCCCACCUCGGGGGAGGAGCACGAGCUCCAUUACGCCUCGCUCAGCUUCCAAGGGCUGAGUCCCUGGGAGCGUCCGUACGAGGAGGCCGCCAGCAGCACCGAGUAUGCCGAGAUCAAGAUCCGCGAAUAAGGACCCCCAGCUCCGGCGACCUGUGGCUGGAGGACCCAGGACUUCUCCGGGAAGGGAGACAUCAGAGACAAUUGCUGAGAACGAGCCAACGACAACUGUGCGGGUGUCCCAGUGGUGAGGUGAUGGGCGGAACUGGGCUCGAAUUUCAGCCCCAUCACCAAUCAGGAGCACGAGUUCGAGCACGUCACUGUCACUUCUCAGUGUCCCCUCUGUAACGUGGACACGAGAAACCUAACUCGUAGGGCUGUGGUGGGGCGUCGACGCAACAAUGAACAGUAAAGCGCUGGACAGGUGCGCGUGCGCAGAGGUCCCCGCGCCUGAGGUCACGCGUCUUCUCAGGGCAGCCCGCCUGGAAUUAGGGUCCCGGCAUCCUGAUGGGGACCAUUCUGCAGAGCUGCUUCAGCUCCAGGGCUCCCUGAAGGCCUGGGCAAGGCUGUCGCUGGGCGGCAAUGCAGCUCCGCCCCGCCUGCCUGUGACCCCUCCCCUCCAUAGGGACCACCUCCCGGGCAUGGCCGCUGCGCACUGGUAUCUCAGAGCGAGCUUCCUAGAAACCCCAUUUGUGUUUUGUACCACACACACAAAAAAUCAUUCACUGAUGACCUGAACUAAGUGUUAGCUUAUCUAAUCACACACCUCUUUCUUUCAUUCUAUGCCCCUGACACUUUAGUUCUCCUUAACCAUUUCUUUUUGCAGAGUUUGCUUAUAAAAUUCCUUGCCGUUACA
Phyllostomus discolor (pale spear-nosed bat) is the source of this 2447-nucleotide messenger RNA. RefSeq names its product sialic acid binding Ig like lectin 11 (gene SIGLEC11). The record is from RefSeq and is a predicted model, not a curated record. Bases 72 to 1724 code for a protein of 550 amino acids. Gene Ontology annotation, biological process: cell adhesion. Gene Ontology annotation, cellular component: plasma membrane. The transcript has 9 exons. NCBI's taxonomy places the organism in Eukaryota, Metazoa, Chordata, Mammalia, Chiroptera, Phyllostomidae. Gene Ontology annotation, molecular function: sialic acid binding.